CUUCUUCUUCACUCCUUGAGCCAUUUUCACAUAUAAACAGAUAGAGACUCAGAGAAGCAGCUACAUUUUCUUCAAGACAUAUAUAUAAAUAGAUAUAUAUAUAAACAGAGAGAGAGAGAGAGAGAGAGAGAGAGAGAGGCGGAGGACUUUGACAAAGCAACAAUGGCGGCUUCACCGAGAUCAUUCUCUCUGUUCGCGUUUCUAAUAAUAGUAUUCUUCGUGAGUGUAUAUUCCUCAGCUGCUGAGAGUAACGAGUUUAAGUCAAGGUUCCAUGAAAUUGAGCAGUCACUGAGCUCGAAGAACUCAUCAACAGCGGACAGGUCUGAUGAUGCAUGGCAUGAGCACGCGGUGGAGGAUCCAGAGGAAGUUGCUUCUAUGGUUGACAUGAGCAUACGUAAUAGUACGGAAAGGCGAAAGUUGGGAUUCUUCUCUUGUGUAACGGGCAAUCCAAUUGAUGAUUGCUGGCGCUGUGACCGCAAGUGGCACCUGCGCAGGAAGCGCCUAGCCAACUGUGGCAUUGGUUUUGGACGCAGCGCCAUUGGUGGUCGGGACGGCAAGUACUAUGUUGUCAGUGACCCUGGCGAUGAUGACCCCGUAAAUCCUAAACCAGGCACUCUCCGCCAUGCGGUCAUCCAGGAUGAACCUCUGUGGAUUGUGUUUAAGCGUGACAUGGUGAUCAAGCUCAAGGAAGAGCUUAUAAUGAACAGUUUCAAGACCAUUGAUGGACGUGGUGUCAAUGUGCACAUUGCUAACGGUGCCUGUAUAACUAUACAGUUUGUCACAAAUAUCAUUAUCCACGGUAUUCAUAUCCAUGAUUGUAAGCCCACAGGGAAUGCAAUGGUUAGGAGCUCCCCAUCUCAUUAUGGGUGGAGAACAAUGGCAGAUGGAGACGGUAUUUCAAUCUUUGGAUCAAGCCAUAUCUGGAUUGACCACAAUUCUUUGUCAAACUGUGCUGAUGGCCUCAUCGAUGCUGUAAUGGGCUCUACUGCCAUCACCGUAUCUAACAACUAUUUCACUCACCAUAACGAGGUCAUGUUACUGGGACACAGUGAUUCCUACACAAGAGACAAGGUAAUGCAGGUCACCAUUGCUUACAACCAUUUUGGUGAGGGUCUUAUCCAGAGAAUGCCAAGGUGUAGACAUGGGUAUUUCCAUGUUGUAAACAAUGACUAUACACAUUGGGUGAUGUACGCAAUCGGUGGAAGUGCCAACCCCACCAUUAACAGCCAGGGCAACAGAUACCUUGCUCCUGCCAACCCUUUCGCUAAAGAGGUAACAAAGAGGGUUGUGACGCCAAAUAGUGCAUGGAGGCACUGGAAUUGGAGAUCAGAGGGAGACCUUUUGCUGAAUGGAGCCUUCUUCACUCCAUCAGGAGCUGGAGCUGCAGCAAGUUAUGCCAGGGCCUCAAGCUUAGCAGCCAAGUCAUCUUCCAUGGUUGGUGCUAUUACUACUAGCGCCGGUGCUCUUUCUUGCCGCUAUGGUUCCCAAUGUUGAUUCUCAAUCUUCAGCCAAAGGAAAAGGCCAAACAAUUAAAGAAAUACAAAAACAGAAGUAAGCGGAAAGAAAACAUACUCAUUUUCCUUCCCUUGCCAUCCAUCAUUUUAGGUACUAAGAAAUGAGUCUUUCUUUUUCAGCAUCAAACAUAUUUGACAAGUGUACAAAGUCUUUCCUUUACAAAGCCGUCGCCUGUUGUAAUCCCCAAACAUUACAUUGUUUCACUUGUCAUAAUGCCCAUUGAUCGAUCAACCUAGGCUUGCUUUAAAGAGCCAUAGUGUUGUUCACUUCUCUAUUUUGUAUUUUCCUCUCUCUUUUAUGUACGUACCUUAUAAAUCUUCCCAUUUAUUUAGUCGAUCUGCCUUAUAAUUCU
This is a messenger RNA of Carica papaya (papaya), 1867 nucleotides long. Its product is annotated as Pectin lyase-like superfamily protein. Lineage: Eukaryota; Viridiplantae; Streptophyta; Magnoliopsida; Brassicales; Caricaceae. Gene Ontology annotation, molecular function: pectate lyase activity. The record is from RefSeq and is a predicted model, not a curated record.